This is a messenger RNA of Neocloeon triangulifer, 1633 nucleotides long. It is a transcript of the gene Ube2g1, whose product is annotated as ubiquitin-conjugating enzyme E2 G1. Gene Ontology annotation, biological process: proteasome-mediated ubiquitin-dependent protein catabolic process; protein polyubiquitination. Gene Ontology annotation, molecular function: ubiquitin conjugating enzyme activity. Lineage: Eukaryota; Metazoa; Arthropoda; Insecta; Ephemeroptera; Baetidae. The transcript has 5 exons. The record is from RefSeq and is a predicted model, not a curated record. The coding region runs from base 116 to 622 and encodes 168 amino acids.
CAUUGCGACUGCGACUUCGGCCUUGAACGAGUAGAAAAUAGCAAUCGUUUCUCUUGCUGGGGUUUUGGUCAUUGUUAGGAGUAUUUUUCGUUAAAUUUCCCACCUAGACACACACAUGUCAGAAUCCCAAUCAUCUCUUCUACUCCGGAAACAACUUUCAGAGUUGAAUAAAAACCCCGUCGAAGGGUUUUCUGCAGGACUGAUCGAUGACAAUGAGAUUUACAAAUGGGAAGUCUUGAUCAUAGGACCUCCUGACACCCUCUACGAGGGUGGAUUCUUCAAAGCUCACCUCUAUUUCCCAAAAGAGUACCCUCUCAGACCUCCUAGAAUGAAGUUCAUCACAGAAAUUUGGCAUCCGAACAUUGAUAAAAAUGGUGAUGUCUGUAUCUCAAUUCUCCACGAGCCUGGCGAUGACAAGUGGGGUUACGAAAAAGCAUCUGAAAGAUGGCUGCCUGUGCACACAGUCGAAACCAUCCUGAUAUCUGUCAUCUCAAUGCUAGCUGACCCCAAUGACGAAAGUCCGGCAAACGUAGAUGCAGCGAAAGAGUGGCGAGAAAACUACCCCGAGUUCAAGAGAAAAGUAGCAAAAUGUGUUCGCAAGAGCCAAGAGGAGUGCGUGUAGGAAUCUUAGGCCGGUGAAUUUAUCUUCCAUGUGAUGAUGAUUCAGAGCGUGCCCCUCCAAACACAACCAACAAGACUUUUUUGUCGUUUGCUUUUUUACUCGGAAAAUCACCACUAACUAACUCUGCAAAAUAUCAGCCGAAAAUACAUCCAAAUUCCUCCUGACAAUUCGAACUAAACAAUAUGUUAAUUUUUUUUUCAAUUCUUUGCUGCUUGCGUCAGAAUAACCCUACACAUUUUUCCCCUUAACAAUAAGUAACCGAAAUUGCCCCCGAGUUGAUGGCACGAGCCAAUUAACCUCUCCCGUUUUGUACAAAAUGCAUAAUUGGCAUUUUUUUUGGUAAUGAAAACGUACGUGAUCAGCAUGGCUCAAACUGGAAAUGACAACUGAGUAUGAAAUUUGUGUGACUGCGUGUCGGCAACUUUUUUUACUAGCCCCAAGUCAUCAGUAGCCACCACACAGGAUCUACCUCUCUUUCUGCUGGACAAACUUAACAGACGAAAAAACCUCCCGAUGACAGGACUCUAAUUAUGAUUCCAUUGCUCCACACAUACGAACACUACACGCCAAUCGGUAAAUCAUUAAUGUAUAAAACUGCUGAAAAUUUUGUUUGCUGGUAAUAAAUAAUAAUCAACUCAGUGCUGCAGCAGCCUUGGUUUUUGUGCUGCGGACAUUCUCAUUGCAUGCUUCGACAAACACACCGCGCACUUGGCGAGGCAAAAUGUGCAAUAAGCUCUUUGAUUUGAAAACUAAAACCGCCUUCGAGGCUUUGAUUUAAACUUGGAUUAAUAACACAGCUUAAAUGAUGUUCUCUUCGGUAAUUAUAGCCAAUUAAAAAUCCAAUCUCUGAGGUAUAUUCCAAGCCUUAUUCAAUCUCUGCUCGACCAUGUUUUAUUUUUUCUUUUGCAUUUUUAUUUAAAUCUGAUGUUUGAGAAAGUGACUUUGUAACUGAAAAUCUUUGAAGAGGAUUAAUUAUGAAUGAGUAAAUAAAGCUUAAGUAUGCUCUUUCCA